Penicillium diatomitis is the source of this 3351-nucleotide messenger RNA. RefSeq names its product glutamate dehydrogenase (NAD(+)). The transcript is spliced from 4 exons. Gene Ontology annotation, cellular component: mitochondrion. Gene Ontology annotation, molecular function: L-glutamate dehydrogenase (NAD+) activity. The record is from RefSeq and is a predicted model, not a curated record. The coding region runs from base 1 to 3351 and encodes 1116 amino acids. Lineage: Eukaryota; Fungi; Ascomycota; Eurotiomycetes; Eurotiales; Aspergillaceae.
AUGUCGUCUCCUGCUCUCGGUACUCCGACGGAGACCAACGGCAUCGCGCUGCCUACCCGCCCCACAGCAGGCCUCAGCAGCCGCGAAGGCAGCUCUGGGCCCGGCACUCCCAUCGGGUUCCAGCGAUUCCCUCACAACAAGCACCUCGAUCAUGUCGCCGGCGCUGCGUUGCGGCAACCAUCGCCGCAGCCCACUCACCUCGGCCUCCCCGGUACCCCGGGCACGCCUGGCACUCCAGGAACCCCGCACCGUGUGCUGUCCGAGGAGGACCCUGGCUACAUUGCUGAGACAUUCGAGGGCAAGCAGAAGCAGAUGGAGCAAGGUAUGAAUGUUCCCUCACCCAGUCACCAGCCGGAUGGUAGUGGCCUCGGCCCCAUAGUGAUGGAUCAAUUGGAGGAAAAGGGCUUCUUCCCCAGCGAUUUCGUCCUCUCCGAAACCACCUGGUUCUACAACAUGUUGGGCAUCGACGACACUUACUUCCAGACCGAGUCCGUCGAGAACAUCGUGACCCAGAUCCUCUCCCUCUACGCCGCCAAGGUCGCCGCCUAUGCCCGCGAUGACAAGCAGCUGGAGAUCCGCCUCGAUAAGGAAGCUGAGGACCACGCCGUCUACAUUGACACUAGUAGGCCUGGUGUGUCAACCGUCAACGGCCCGCGCUACGAGCAGCGCAUCGACGAAAAGUACAUCAACACCUCCAAGGGUGCCGACAGCUACCGUGUGGAGACCUUCCGAUCCCCCACGACUCUCCCCGGUGACGAGGGCCAGCAGCUGCGCUGCUACUUUGUCUACAAGUGCCAAUUCGCCAACCCCAACCCCGACCCCAAUGAGACCAACAUUGAAAUCAUCGGUGAGAAGCGCUUCCUGCAGAAAGCCACCCCCAACACCAAGGCCAUCUACCAGGAGAUCAUCAGCACCGCCGUCGGUCGCCACGGCCCCGUCAUUGAGAUGUUCGAGAUCGAAGGCAGCCGCGAGAAGCGUCUGGUCAUUGCCUACCGCCAGGGCUCCGCCAUGGGCCUGUUCAGUGCCCUCUCGGACUUGUACCACUACUACCGCCUAACCAGCUCCCGCAAGUACCUCGAGAACUUCUCCAACGGCAUCACCGUCAUCUCCCUGUACCUGCGUCCCUCGGCCGUGGCCGAGUCGGCCAAGUUCCCUCCCAUCGAGGCUUCGAUCCACCAGAUCAUGAAGGAGGCUUCUCUGCUCUACUGUAUUCCUCAGAAUCGCUUCCAGCACCACUUUGCCACGGGUCGCCUCAGUCUGCAGGAAACCAUCUACGCUCACUGCGCCUGGGUCUUUGUCCAGCAGUUCCUGAACCGUCUCGGCUCCGAGUACACAUCGUUGUCGGCGCUGCUCGACUCCAACAACAGCGUGCAUGCUGAAUUGCUCUCCAAGAUCAAGAAGCGUCUGCGUACCGAGACCUUUACCGCGGAUUACAUCUUUGAGAUCAUCAACAGCUACCCCGAGCUGAUUCACAAGCUCUAUCUGGGCUUCGCCAACACCCACUAUGUUCAGAUCACGGAACGCGGCGACGAUUUCCUGCCCACCCUCAGCUACCUCCGUCUGCAGGUCGACGAGGUCCUGGAUGACAAGAAGCUCAAGCAGUUGAUCCGCAACACGGCCGCCAACGAGCACGACGAGAUGGUCAUGAACUCCUUCCGCGUCUUCAAUAACUCUGUUCUCAAGACCAACUUCUUCACCCCAACCAAGGUCGCGCUCAGCUUCCGCCUGAAGCCCGACUUCCUGCCCGAGCAUGAGUAUCCUCAGCCGCUGUACGGUAUGUUCCUUGUGAUCAGCUCCGAGUUCCGUGGUUUCCACCUGCGUUUCCGUGAUAUCGCCCGUGGUGGUAUCCGUAUUGUCAAGUCUCGAAACAAGGAGGCGUACAGCAUCAAUGCCCGCUCGCUCUUCGAUGAGAACUACAACCUGGCCAACACGCAACAACGCAAGAACAAGGACAUCCCCGAAGGUGGAGCCAAGGGUGUCAUUCUGCUUGAUGUGAAUCACCAGGAUAAGGCGCGGGUCGCCUUUGAAAAGUACAUCGACUCUAUCAUGGACCUGCUGCUGCCGCCGGUCAGCCCCGGUAUCAAGGAUCCCAUCGUGGACCUGCACGGCAAGGACGAGAUCCUCUUCAUGGGUCCCGACGAGAACACUGCCGAGUUGGUGGACUGGGCCACUGAGCACGCUCGUGCUCGUGGGGCUCCCUGGUGGAAGUCCUUCUUCACUGGAAAGAGCCCCAAGCUGGGUGGUAUUCCCCACGACACCUACGGCAUGACUACUCUUUCCGUGCGUCAGUACGUGCUUGGUAUCUACCGCAAGCUCGGUAUCGAUCCCUCCACCAUGCGCAAGCUGCAGACUGGUGGGCCCGACGGCGAUCUCGGUUCCAACGAGAUCCUGCUCUCCAAUGAGAAGUAUGUCGGUAUCGUCGAUGGUGCGGGUGUUCUCGUCGACCCCAACGGACUGGAUCACGCUGAGCUGCUCCGCCUGGCCAAGAAGCGGGUCAUGAUCUCCGAGUUUGAUCUGAGCAAGUUGUCCCCGGCUGGCUAUCGCGUGCUGGUGGACGAGAAGAAUGUCAAGCUGCCUUCGGGUGAGGUGGUCCACAAUGGCAUGAAUUUCCGCAACACCUUCCACUUGCGUCAUGCCGAGGGCGAGCAAUUCGACGUCUUUGUUCCGUGCGGUGGUCGUCCCGAGUCCAUUGACUUGUCGACUGUGGGCAAGCUCAUCCAGGACAACAAGGCUAUCAUUCCUUACAUUGUGGAGGGCGCCAACCUCUUCAUUACCCAGGACAGCAAGCUGCGCCUUGAGAAGGCCGGCUGCAUCCUGUUCAAGGAUGCAUCUGCCAACAAGGGUGGUGUGACGUCUUCCUCGCUUGAGGUCCUUGCCUCGCUGUCCUUCAACGACGAGGAAUUCGUCGAGAACAUGUGCGUCGCCGAGGAUGGCACCGUUCCCGAGUUCUACCAGGCCUAUGUCAAGCAGGUCCAGGCGAUCAUCAAAGAAAACGCCGAGCUGGAGUUUGAGGCCAUCUGGCGUGAGCAUGAGCAGACUGGCGUGCUGCGCAGUGUUUUGAGUGACCGUCUCAGCGUGGCGAUCACCAAGCUGGACGAAGAACUGCAGCAGACGGCAUUGUGGGACAACAUUCCCCUUCGCCGUUCAGUGCUCAGUGAUGCUCUCCCCAACCUGUUGCUGAAGAAGAUUGGUCUGGACACCAUUCUGGAGCGGGUCCCCGAGAACUACCUCCGUGCCAUCUUUGGUAGCCACCUGGCCAGUCGCUUCGUCUACAAGUAUGGCAACCAGCCAAGCCAGUUCUCCUUCUUUGACUUCAUGACCCAGCGUAUUUCCCAAAUCCAGUCCUCUUAG